CCCAGAAGAGAGUGAGACCUCCUUGCCAUACCACAAGGUGCACCAGAGGUGACAAAUACUGUAGCAAAAUGCUACAGGUAUCCAUCACUACUCUAAAAAGCCUCUCAGCAAAAUACCAGUGAGUACAUUUCCAUCCUAGUCUAUUUGAUAUGAGGAAGGCUUUGAGAGACAAACACCAAGGUGCACCUUACUGUGGAAAGGGAGGUGGUAGUGUCCCUUGACCGUCAUCAUGAGUGCAUUUAUCAGUUGUAUGGGAUUUCUCUCCCUUCUCCUGCUUCUCUCAAUGAGCCAAUACAACCUGUUCACUUGGGUGAACCCAACAAAUGUGCACAAGACUCUGAUGGAGAUGUUUCAUCACAAUAACAGCAAGACUUCCUCACCAGCCUCUGGAGGUGAAGAUGCCAGGAUCUGGGCCAUAUGGGUGCCCUCUCCAUCCCUACAGGAACCAGGGGAACUGACGGAGCGUGACUGGUGGAGGUCCAUCCUAGAAGUCCUGAGAAUCCACAAGAUUAAACGCUGGACAAUGGAGGAAGAAGGGCUGCUUGACCAUGUCUGGGAGAAGUUCAAGAUCCUGUUCAGACACACAUACCCUGCAAAGGCUAUGCAGGCGGUUGCUAAUAAUAAGGGACGGACUAAAAUCACACCAUCCUCAAAGAUAUCCUCAGGAUGCAUUUGGCCUUGGUUUAUUGCAUUUGUAAUCGCUUGCAUCUGGAAGUGGAGAAGAACAAGCACCACUGAAAUAACAACGAUGGAGGCUCUCUCUGAGCAACUCAAUGCACAGUCUGAUGACCUGGAGAGGAUGCUGGAGCUGCUACAACAGAUUCAAGAGCAUCUCGAACACCUGGAGAAACGUUGUAACACCGUUCGCCCAUCCAGAAGGAGGAGGGCACAGAAAGUUACGCGGAUAGUGUUUUCUUCUGACUCUUCAACAUCCUCAAGAUGAGACUGACA
Molecule: messenger RNA, 951 nt
Organism: Clupea harengus (Atlantic herring)
Lineage: Eukaryota; Metazoa; Chordata; Actinopteri; Clupeiformes; Clupeidae
Exons: 2
Coding region: 230-943 (237 amino acids)
Source: RefSeq, a predicted model, not a curated record